Messenger RNA from Branchiostoma floridae (Florida lancelet), 8707 nucleotides. RefSeq names its product homeodomain-interacting protein kinase 2-like. Gene Ontology annotation, cellular component: cytoplasm; nucleus. The record is from RefSeq and is a predicted model, not a curated record. NCBI's taxonomy places the organism in Eukaryota, Metazoa, Chordata, Leptocardii, Amphioxiformes, Branchiostomatidae. The transcript is spliced from 19 exons. Gene Ontology annotation, biological process: peptidyl-threonine phosphorylation; peptidyl-serine phosphorylation. Gene Ontology annotation, molecular function: protein serine/threonine kinase activity; protein tyrosine kinase activity; ATP binding. The coding region runs from base 355 to 4587 and encodes 1410 amino acids.
AGGUAUGCUAAGUAGGUUGGGGGAAGUGUGCCCAUUGCAAGCAGACAUGUUGCAAAGAAGGCUGGACUGAGGAAUUCGGGCUCUGUGAGCCGUUUUUAGGGGGUACACUUGUAUGUUAUUCCGAAAUCGUACUGCCAAAGGAAGGGGGAAACACAAGGAGAGGACAGGAAACCUCGGAACGGGAUACUAAGAACAGAACGGGCGGAAAAAGGAGUGACUUUUCUCGCGCGGAAACCACCAUCUUGCUGGGUCGGACCGUCGAGGGGCUAUUGUCCUCACACUCAACAGUCCUGCAAAUAUCAGCUUUCCUGGGCACACAAAUAAUGCCCAAGCUCUGGACCGCCUUUGGAAGGAAUGUCCUCACAAGGAGUGUACCAUCUUGGUUCUCAUCACUCCAGUGCCUUCAGCAGUUGUAAGAAGCUACGAGUCGACCGUCCUGACCAUGGGAUCCCCAUUAGCACAGCUACCAUCACGGCGUCGAUAGCCCCCCUCCAGACCCUCAAUGCCAAUUUGCGGAACGCAAAUGUGGCGGCCGUCAGCGCUAACAAUGCCAGCACGCUCCAUGCCAACCAGAACUUUGUGCGAGCCUCCACUAUCAAGCUUCUGGACACCUACCAGAAGUGUGGCCUCAAGCGGAAGAGCGAAGAGCUGGACAACGUAACUCACCUCGACACCUCACAUCACAACGCCAGUGGCAAUACGGUAACCACGACCACCACGAAUUCCUCAAAGAAUAGCUCCUCGAACAAUGAGGGUGACUACAACCUGGUGCAACAUGAAGUGAUUUGUUCCCUGACCAAUCGGUACGAAGUGCUGGAGUUCCUAGGACGCGGGACGUUCGGGCAGGUGGUAAAAUGUUGGAAGCGGGGAACAAACGAGAUUGUUGCGAUCAAGAUCCUGAAGAAUCACCCGUCGUAUGCGCGGCAGGGGCAGAUCGAGGUUAGCAUCCUGGCGAGAUUGAGUGCGGAGAAUGCCGACGAGUUCAACUUUGUGCGGGCGUACGAGUGCUUCCAGCACAAGAACCACACAUGCCUGGUCUUCGAGAUGCUGGAACAGAACCUGUACGACUUCCUCAAACAGAGCAAGUUCAGCCCGAUGCCUCUCAAGUACAUCCGUCCUGUUCUGCAGCAGGUUCUCACCGCCCUCCUCAAACUCAAGAGCCUCGGUCUCAUCCACGCAGACCUGAAGCCCGAGAACAUCAUGUUGGUGGACCCCGUGCGGCAGCCGUACAGAGUCAAGGUCAUUGACUUUGGUUCGGCCAGUCACGUUUCCAAGGCUGUGUGUUCCACAUACCUGCAGUCCAGAUAUUACAGAGCCCCCGAAAUCAUCCUGGGCCUGCCGUUCUGUGAGGCCAUCGACAUGUGGUCGCUCGGCUGUGUGAUAGCGGAGCUGUUCCUGGGCUGGCCACUCUACCCGGGGUCAUGUGAAUAUGAUCAGAUUCGGUACAUCUCGCAGACUCAGGGCCUCCCACCAGAGCAUAUGUUGAACGCUGCAACGAAGACAUCGCGAUUUUUCAUGCGCCAGGACACAGAAGUCAACUAUCCAUUGUGGAGACUAAAGACCCCAGAGGAGCAUGAGGCUGAGUACAGCAUCAAGUCGAAGGAAGCGAGGAAGUACAUCUUCAACUGCCUGGAUGACAUGGCACAGGUGGGCUAUGGAAUCCAAAAGAAUGACUCUUCUAGACGUUCCAGAACUUGGCAGGUGAAUGUUCCAAGUGAAUUAGAAGGAAGUGAGCUGCUAGCUGAGAAGGCAGACAGACGAGAGUUUGUGGAUUUACUGAAGAGAAUGCUACAGAUUGACCAAGACAAGCGCAUCACACCAGGGGAGGCCCUCAACCACCCAUUUGUGACCCUGGGGCAUCUCGUGGAUUAUGCGCAUUGUAAUGUUGUGAAGGAGGCUGUAAGGAACUUGGAAGUAUGUCGGCGCCCGUUCAACUUGAAUCAAACACCUGCUCUGUUCUCCACUGCCCUGGAUCCAACACCAACCAACAACCUCACUGUGACCUUCAACAACCAACUCAAUGCAAUGAGUCAGGCCCAUGGAGCUCUAGCACCGCACGCGCCUCAGGUGACCCAGGCUGCACCCGACUUGUCGCUGCUGAACUACCAGCUGCAGCCGGGGCCGUGUUUCCCGUACCAGCCGCCACAGGUCCAACAGCGACUGGCACAGCAGGCGGCGCGCACCAACGGACAGUUUGCAGCGACAAGGACAGACCCAUUCCAGCAGUCACUCUGUGUCAACUCCUUCAUCGGAGUGCCCGGGUAUCAAGGUCUGCAGUCAUCACCCUCAAAGCAUGUUGGGUACAACAUGCGGGUGGAUAACCCUGUUGCCAUGGUAACACAAGCCCCACCCACCCAACUUCAGCUGCAGCCACAGUUACUGACACAGAACUCCACACUCCAGGCACGGCACACUCCUGUGAUGGCUCAGCUCCAGCCAGGGCCACAAGUGGCCAAUCAGCAACAGUUUGUGCCUGUCACGCUAGCAGCCGGCACCGCAGGCUCGGGCUGGUCCCAGACUGCCGCACGUGCCCAGAACGGAACCCUGUUGUUGAGACCUGCUCCCGCUCCCUCACAGACAUGGCCGGCCAACAGGCAGGUGCUGAUAGCGCCAUGGCAACAGCUGCAGAGUGUCGCCACUCAGGCACCACCUGCCAUGCAGCCUCAGCAGACGGUCAUACAGGAAGCCAUAGCAACCAAUCAGCCUAUCACAGACAACUGGAGACACUCCCUUGUGGCAGCACCAGUGCAGGAAGGUGGGCUGAUCCCAGCAGAGCAGGGCGUGCUUAUUGGAGACGGGAGACUGUAUGACCAUCUGGUGGAUCAACGUCAGUUGUCGGCGCAUAGAAACCCUGCCAGCCAGUUCAAUCCAGUGGUGACACAGUCUUUCCUGACCAACGUCCCCAUGCCGCAGACCAGUAACGUCUGGAACCUUGGCAUGCUACCGACCAAUCAGGUGAUGAACCACCAAAAGAGGCAUGGGAGAAGUGGCCAGAACAGAAGACAAGCUGCGGCACAGAGUCAGCGGUCUUCCCCACCUGCCACGAAACAUGGCAAGCACAGCCCACCCGUCACACAAGGGCUGAGCGCAACUGUUACCACGGCAACCUCCAAUGCUCCCACCCUGCUGCGGGCGACAUCGCCCAUCAGAUUCCGGGAAACACACACCAAGAUGGAGGCUUCCUCGUCACCAUACAACAAGCAGCGGCAGCCAAUCGUGAUCCCUGACAGUCCUAGUCCUGCACCAGAUCGACCAAUCAGCGUGAUCACCAUCAGCAGUGAUAGCGAGGAUGAGAGGAACAGCCCUCAGGGGUGUAAGGACAGAAAGUGUGAGGCCUGCAGUAACAGUGGGUGUAACAGCAUGACCCAGUCCUGCUCGCUGAGUGGCUCCAGUGUCCUAAGCGCCAGUCCUGACGGCUCCAGCUCCAGUAGUCUCAGUGUCAGCCCUGUCAAGGAUGACCACACCACUGACAGGCGGAGGGACCAAGUUAUCAGCUGUGUGACAGUCCCAGAUUCUCCAGACUCAGAUUCGAGUCGGAACAUGAGCCCAGAGAACCUUGGGGCGAGUCACAUCAGCCAGAUGAGCGUGGACUUGGCAGCCAACCUGCGGCGGCACAGCAGCACGCACACCAUCGUGGUAACCCCCAACAACAGCAGGCCCGUCAGCCAGAACCUGGGCUUCGGGAGUUUGGAAGACUUGAACAGAAACCGGCUUGCAGAAGAUGCUGCGUCAAAGUCUCACUCUCCAAACAUGGCAUCACCACUCGAGGUGGAGCCGCCAAUCAGAGGUAACUCUUCUGCGAGGAAAAAUCUGGAACCACUUCUCAGCCAAGGCGUGAUGGGCAAACAUAACAGUAUGCAGGGUGUGAAGCCGAAGACAGAAGCAUCAGCCCAUGCAGCGGAGUAUGGGAUGCAAGAAGAGAUGGAUUCCAAGGAGACUUUGAGAGAGGUGAAGGUGGUGGGAAGGGCAGAUACCAUGGCAAACAACAGGCCAGGUAGAUCUUUGAAGAAUGCAAUGGUGCAUCCUCAACCACAAGUACACCGUUCCCCUAAGAAAAACUUGAUGGGAAACCACCCGACGCAGCCUCAGUUCCGCGGGAGGCCCAAUGUUGUCAACGUUCUGCCACAGCAACAGCCGCUCAACCUCACACAGGUGUCUCCCAUGCAGACCCAAGGACAGCCUGUUCUCCUGGCCACCCAGAACAAUGCCCGACAACAGCCUUACCUGCCUCAGCAGGUGCCGUUUGCAGCGCAGGGCAGCCCAACCCACCGGCAGAUCCUCACAUCGCAGCUGCAGCCCUCACAAGCACACAUUCCUAUAUUCCCCCAGCCCCUGGGGGUACGCUCCCCCGGGGCGGCGCUUCCCCCUCUGGCCCAUCAGAGCCCGCGGCACUCUCUAGCUGCACACCUUCCUGUCAACCCCACCUUGCUGGCCUCCACGGGGCAGCACCUCGUCGGGCAGAGUCAGUUCCAAGCAAUAAAUCGUCCAACCUACAUCGCCGUGACGACGGCCGGGCCCAUGCUCUCCACCGCCUACAACCUCAGCCCUACCCGCUCACGGCAGUACCAGUACAUCUACCAGCCAUGACAGCCAGAGGGGUGUCUGCCUGUGGCAAGGGACAUUUUCUUGGUUAUGGUACCGGGUGGUUUGCCUGGUUGGUGCGCAUGUGCAUGCCUUGGCUUGUUCAUUGUACGUUCAUUUGUAUUUGUCAUGUUUUAACCUUUCAAGGAAUGGUUUCAAGUGAUGAUAUAUGUGAGAUGGUCACUAUUGUAAAGGUGAAGGGUAAGGGAUCAGAGGGGAAAGGUCAUUCUGCAGAGGUCAGGAGAGCAGGAGGAAGGAAGGAUAUGAUAAUGAUAAUUUGGAACAUAGCAAGGUGAAUUACAUUGCGAAAGGAAGUUACAACAUAUUGUGUAACAAUGCUAGCAACCAGUACCUACCCGUGACACUUGGAUAUGAAUUUUAUGCAAAGUUGUAUGUAUUGGAUGAAAAAACAAUUUUCAUGAUUGCCUCCAAAGGUUCCUUGUACAGAGUUGUUUGCUUUGAAGACUAGACUGCUGAGGCACGAUCAAGAUGUAUAAAGAAUGUGUAAGUGUUGUUUGAAGUAGAUACGGGACUAACUCGAAGACCAGAAGCCAUUAACUUUUGUAUGUAUAAUAGCACAAAGAAAAAUUGGAUAAUUGUGCUUGAUUGCCAAACCACAGUAUUAUAGGACUGUAGAUGUUUAUUAAUAGAGGAACUUUAACCAAGUAUGCAGGCUUUUAUGCAAAGAGAAAGAUUUGAAUGUCCAUCGGAGUUUUAAGUGUGUGAUUUUUAUGGAAUGGUAUUGAUGAAAUUUUAACAAUGUAAUGGAUCUGUAUUUACCUUGUGUACACUUCAAAUAACUAUAAGAGCACCAAUCUCAUCACCUCUGAAAGUGGUACUCUUCACUUUGGAAGUGCAUUGGGAUUGGAUCAUUCUCAUUUUGGGGGGUAAUGGAUGGGGUGUGGUCAUGAAUUCACUAUCCCCUCUGUUCCCACCCCCACAGCAUUUUGAAGUGGACCAUAUUGUAUUUUUAGGUGUGGAGAAGGGGUGGGAAGUGGCCACAUUCCAUGAAACCCACCCCUCCCUACUCAAUGAUGGUAGAAUCUAUGUAAUGCCUAAUAACUAUCUGUCUGCUGGGAUGUACCAACAUGACAUGACAGGGUGAGAAAGAUCAGUGUUAUGUUAGAGUCUUAUUACACUAAUCUUUGCUGGCUAUAGUGUAGCAUAUAUACUAGAAUGUUGUGAGUGUUUUUUGGAAAUUUUAUGGAUUUUUACUGACUUCUGAGGGGCCAGUGAGUAUUGCAUGGUAUAUCAAUCACUAGGCUUCUUUUAAUCUGGCUUUUAUUCUAUCGUAUGAUACAGAUAUUUAUCUAAACAAUGUGGAAUUUGGUGGUCUUGUGAAAUGUUAGUAUACAGAGAUGUAACAUAGUAAUAGGCUCAUAUAUCGGUGCUGCUAUAGCAAACUAGAUAUGUAGAAUCGUCCUAUGCCCCUGUUGCUGGGGUGGUAUGUUCCAGGUAUUCUGCAAUACAUAAAUGUAGGCACAUAACGGACCAUACCACACUGCUAUGUGGCACAUAGAUGGUAGAAUAAGUUUGAUUGUUUCACCAUGUACAUGUUUUGUGUUUCCAACUAUUUGAAGUGCAUAUAUUAGAUGUUAAUUAUAGUUAGGUGUGCUCUAUUUUAUGGUGGUAAUAAUAUUUAUCCCUUACCACUACCAAGCAUUUGUGUCAGUCAAGUGGAACACAUGUUUUAAUCCCUCAUGUAUUUGCACUUUGCACUUGAGUUUUUAACUGCACUCCCUUCACAUAGGAAUGGUUUGGUCUAUGGUGCUUUAACCAUAAGCUUAGGGGGCCAAACCAAGAAUUGUACAAGGGGAGUCAGUAUGCCACAAAAGCACAAUUUACUGUAUUCAGGUUUCAUUGAUGUCAAAAUGAACAUAUGCACUGCUGAUUUGUACCUUAGCAUUUAAUGCUCGUAACUUCAGGGGUAUUGUAUGAUGUGCACACUGCCUUAUAUCUCUACAUGUGUAAUAAUUAGGGUCAGGCCAAGGGUGAGGCUUAAAGAUAAAGGUCAACUGGGAUUGAAAGAUAUGUGUUUUGAAUCAUGGGCUGCAAUGCCUUACAUAUGAAAAGAGUGAUAUGAAUGAAAUGCAUGUGUUGUUUUUAUUUGGAGACAUUUUAGUUGGCAAUGUACAAAAAUUAAUGACUUUAUCCUACGUUUUAAUAUCAUCCCAAGUGUUGAAAAUUAUUCUGAACCGUCUAGAUGUCUCCACAGUACCAUGUGCAUAAUAGAAUCAUUUAAAAUUGUGCCAAACCUAUUUGAGGAAUGUUUAAAACUUGACAGUUCCUCUAUCCUUUGCCACAGCCAUUCCCAGUUGAUGUAAGAAAGUUGUGUGAGGGCAGUUGGCCGAUCCUUCUAAGCAAUAUACAUGUAUCUUUAGCAACAGAAGUUUUCAGGGAGUGACGUCUGUAGCUUUCUAAUUGUGUAGGAGAGACAAUGUACAUCUGUGCUUGCCAACUUAACCGAUGUGUAGAUGGAUUGAGAUCUGUAGUCAAACUUAAUGUUGCCUAGAAAUUAGUGUAAGAUUAAAGUAAACCGGGUUUAUUUACCUGAUAUAGCAUAUUAAGCAUCACAAGUAUCAGCUCCAUGGAUUAACUUCAUUUCCAGCUCUGGUUGAUAGUGACAACCAACAUGUCACAUGUAGCUGGCUGUAACCUUCUCAGUAGUCUAACAUACUAACGACAGUUGCCAAACUGCCCCAUGUCAAAGUGUUUAGUUCUUAAAACAAAACUGUUAUUUCAGUGUUCUCUGUCGGUUUUGAAGGAGAUUAUCUUGGCUAGACUCUACCUCGUAAAUGUGAAGUCACAUGUAUGGAGAUCUAAGUGUACCUGAUGUAGCCCCCCUCCCACUUUGCUGCUUGCUGACUUGUAAUAAACACAGGUAUUCCUGUGGUGCUUGUGCUUGUGCCAGACUACACAAGCAGCUGCUAUCUAAAGGAUAUGAACUGUAUGCACACUAACUAACAUUUGGUUUAGCUGUCAAUCAAGGCUGGUGGGGGUGACCAUGGACAUUGUAACAUAUUACUGAAGUAGUAUUAACUGUUGUAUUGUUAGUACGUUUUCGCCAAAGACAUGGAAGUGGUAAUUGUGGUAGACUUUGGUAUUGACAGUGUCCCAAAUGUACAAUUGAUAUUGUUGUGGUGUUACUAUACAUGGCAGCUUGUGAUGCUUGGACAUGUUGAUUCCUCCAAAAUGUGUGCUGUUUUGCGUGUGUCCAAUUGGGAAGGAUUCCAUUGUUUACUUGUUAGGUGUUGUUUACUUACUGUGAUUUAUUAGCAAAACAUCAUUGCUAGUCGUACCAGAAUAGCAAAGAUACUGCAGAGCAUUGUUGCUAUUAAUUACAUGUAUAGCGUAUAGGCUAAGAAGUAAAGAUGACCUAGACUACAUAUAUGUAUGAAGAUAGACUAUGGAUUGAGUUUAAAUGUAGUCCUUUAAUCUUGGUGUUUCUCAGUGUAUCUGAAGUGACAACUGAACAAUGUUGCAUCCAUGUGACAACAACUAGCAAUAGAGAUCUGUAAAGAACCCGGUAACCAGCCGGGAAUAGGUUAGUGGUAAAGGACUUGCUGCAUUUUGCUAUUAACAAUUAUGCACUUGUGGUAUCUUUAUACCCAGCCCUCAAUGCCUUGUGAACAAUGUCUUCUGUCAGCAGUAUGGUUCAUUCUGUACACCCCUCAUCCAACUCCAGGUCACCAAAAUCUCACUGGUUGGCCAGGAACAAGGCAUAGAGAAAGCUAUGUCUAUGUUUCCUGACAUACCCCAUGUUCAAAUGCACUUGCAUAGUCCAAUGACCAAAUACAGCCAACCAGUACAACCACAACAUGCCAUUGUGGAUAAUUGGGGUGUCAGUGUGGAUCAUGGUAUCUAACAGAGACAUUGGUUGUGAAUUUUCCCUGUAACAAUGCGGUGAUAUAGCCUACCAUUUGUACAUGCGACUGUGUCUAACUCUGUACAAUUAUCUAAUCGUGUGCAAUACGAGUAUUUUACCGUAGAAGAGACUUUGUGCGAGAUGACGUGAACUAUUUUACUCUGGCGGAUUAAUACGUUUUUGAAGGAAGUGCUGUAGAAAUAGUGUACAGUUUGGUGAUACGGGAAGAUUAUUAAUAAAGCAAUUCACAUUGCAUGAUAA